This is a messenger RNA of Trichobilharzia szidati, 1769 nucleotides long. Lineage: Eukaryota; Metazoa; Platyhelminthes; Trematoda; Strigeidida; Schistosomatidae. The record is from the annotation of a GenBank genome assembly.
UGCCAUUACAAGGUUACGUUUGCAAUUUGAGGAGUUAUAAAUGUGAAUAUAAAAGCACGUGCAUUAUCAAUAUUUAGCCAAAAAUAAGAGUGUCAAAAUCGGAAAAAACAUUUCAAUGUCUAUCCUCAGUUUACGUGUUGUCGUCGCUCUCUCUGGAGGUGUAGUGUUUUUGUUGUUUUCUAAACUGAUGUGGGUUGUACCCAAAUGGAUGUUGAGGAGCCGUGACAGUGAUGUUAGUCGUCAAUCGAAGCUUGUUAGCGAUCAUAAAACCUUUACGGAAGCAGUGGAUCUAAACGUGGGUUUUUUGGAGAGUCCUUUAUUUUGUUCAGAAUAUUAAAGUACCUAUCUUCUAUGGGUCACAGACUGGUACUGCUAAAAAAUACGCUGUUUGUCUUGGUCAUCAUCUUCAUACUUGUGGCGUCCAAAACUUGGUGAUAGACCUCAGGCACUUGACUAUGGACAUGCUGGUACACUUGUCUGUAUUGGACACAUGCGUAGCAGUAUUCAUUCUGGCAACUUAUGGUGAAGGUGAACCCACAGAUAAUGGUCGGAAGUUUCUGGAGGAUUUGGAAAACUCUGAUAAGAAAUUCAAUAAUUUACGUUUUGUGGUUUUUGGACUGGGUAACAGCUUGUAUACGUAUUUUAAUGCUUUUGGAAAAUCAAUCGAUCGUUUACUUUGUAAACAAGGAGCUAAACGUUUACAAGCAAUUACUUUAGGUGAUGAAGUGGAUGAUUUAGAAAAUACUUUUCUCACUUGGAGAGAUCAGUUGACUUCGUCGUUAAUGGAUUUCUUUAAUGUAUACAGUGAUAAUAAAGAUAAUCUGAACAUGCAGUAUGAACGGAUAUAUUCAUUGAAAUGUAAGACUUGGGGUUUGCCUGUCGUUUUACGCUUUCUAAACAGAGCUUAUGUGCCGGAAAAGUUACCUUACGGAACGGAGAACUAUGUCUACACUCCUCUAGUUGUUAAUCAAGAGUUAUACAAUAACAGUUCGCGUUCUUGUCGACAUAUUGAAUUGGAUCUAUCUGGUUCUGAACUUAGUUACAAAACAGGUGAUCAUGUUGCAUUAUUCGCUCCAAAUCCACCAGAUCUUGUUAACGCAAUUGGUGAUCUUCUAGAUAUUGAUUUGGAUGUGAUGAUUAGUUUGGAUGCUAUUGAUCCUUUCAGUUUAAUAAGACAUCCUUUUCCGUGUCCAUGUACCUACCGCCAUGCAUUCACGUAUUUUGUGGAUAUAACUGGACCUCCUGGGAGGAAUUUAUUUUCUGCUUGCAUAAAUACAAUAACUGACCCUGAUGAAUUAGAAUUUGUUCAACUUCUUAUUUCAAAAAGUGAAAAAGGAAAGGAACUAUACUCAAAGUGGAUUCUAGAAGAUCAUCGUGGUCUUGUUGAUGUAUUAAAAGAUCUUACAUCAUUUCGACCACCAGUUGAUCUCUUGCUGGAGUUAUUAAAUCCUCUAAAGCCAAGACUGUACAGUAUCUCCUCCUCUGCAUUAGUGUAUCCGAAACGAAUACAUAUAACGGCUUCUGUGGUUAAUUAUCAAACGAAUUCAGGUAUGUAGUGAUAAUUUAUUAUCUAUCUUUUGCAGCUACUCACUACGCAAUUACCUAGUAAAUUUGCAAGGAUAAUCGAGUGGAGAUAUAUAUUUUUUCGAAUUGGUCAUUUCAUCGUCUUCAUGAACCUAUGGUUCAUUCAAGUGACUUUUACGUCUAUGUUUUCUUAUGUCUGUGCAUCUGUUGUUUCCAGUUUUAUAGUGGUAUCAUGCAUUUCGCUU